This is a messenger RNA of Spea bombifrons (plains spadefoot toad), 630 nucleotides long. RefSeq names its product histo-blood group ABO system transferase-like. Gene Ontology annotation, cellular component: vesicle; Golgi apparatus; membrane. NCBI's taxonomy places the organism in Eukaryota, Metazoa, Chordata, Amphibia, Anura, Pelobatidae. Bases 1 to 630 code for a protein of 209 amino acids. The transcript has a single exon. Gene Ontology annotation, biological process: carbohydrate metabolic process. The record is from RefSeq and is a predicted model, not a curated record. Gene Ontology annotation, molecular function: hexosyltransferase activity.
AUGGUGGGACACAAGGUCAACUAUUACAUCUUCACCGAUCGUCCCGACGACAUUCCCAACUUCACUCUCGCAGAAGGCAGGUCUCUGUCUGUUCUUGAAGUCCCCGGAUACAAAAGAUGGCAAGAUGUUACCAUGAGGAGGAUGCAGAUGAUCAGAGAUCACACUCGCGAUCGCUUUGUCAAUGAGGUAGACUACUUAGUGUGCAUCGACGUGGAUAUGGUUUUUUCCGACCACAUUGGAGUGGAGAUCUUAAGCGAUGUGGUCGGAGUCAUCCAUCCUGGGUUCUUCGGAGCAUCUCGUAAAGCUUAUACGUAUGAACGCCGACCAGAGUCUGCGGGCUACAUUGCUGUAGAUGAGGGGGACUUCUAUUACACGGGGUGUUUUUUUGGGGGUGCAGUAGAAGAGAUUUAUAAGUUGACUAAUUACACCCAUCAUGCCAUGUUGGCAGACAAAGCGAAAAACAUGGAGGCUCUCUGGCAUGACGAGAGCUAUUUAAACAAAUAUUUUCUUUCUCACAAACCAACCAAAGUCCUCUCUCCUGAGUAUGCGUGGAUGAAUUAUUCUGGCUCUCCAGUCGUCGUAAAGGUAAAAAGACUUAUCCAGGUCGACAAAGACUUCAAGGCCGUCUGA